AUGAGGAUUUUAAAAUUCAUUUUAUUAUUGAUUUCAAUUUCAUUAUUGAUAUUAUCUAUUAAUGCAAAUAUACAACCCAAUGAAGAACCAAAAACAUCAGAAACACCCGUUGUACAACCAGAUCAAAUAAUAACAACCAAACCAAAUAGUAACAAUAAUAAAAAAAAUGAAAAUGAAAAAAAGCUUACAAAUUCAUUUUUAACAAGAAAGCAAUUAAAAUAUAAUGUAGUUUUAAAAAAUAAUAAUAAUAUUAAUAAUAACAAUAAUAAUAACAAUAAUAAUAAUGAUAAUAAUAAUAAUGUUAAUAACGAUAGCGAUAACCAAUAUAACAAUAUUGAAAUGAUUUCAAAAGAUGGUACAAAAUAUAAAUGUUUAAUUCCAAAACCAGUUGAAAAGGUAAAAGAAGAAUGGGUCGAAGUUCCAACCAUCGAAAAGAUUAGGGAUUCAUUAUCAACAUUAAAAAACAAGUGUAUUAAAUCAGUUAAUCCUGCUAUUUGGUGGUCAUAUGAAUUUUGUUAUCAAGAUAAAGUUAGACAAAUGCAUUUAGAAAAAGGUGUUGUAGCAAGCGAGUUUAUAUUAGGUGCCUAUAACAAUGAUGAAUCUGACUCUAAUGGAUCCAUCAAAGGUAUAGAUCAAAAUAUUUUAGAAAAAUACAAGAAAAAAGAAAUUACCGAAAUACCAUCCUCCCAUUCAUCCUCAUCGUCAUCUGCAAUUUACUUGCCAUAUUUCUCUGAAAUUUAUGAAGGUGGUACAGAUUGUGAAAUCUUAAAUAUUAAAAGAUUCACCGAAGUUAGAUAUUAUUGUUCUAAAGAUGCCCAACAACCAAUAUUCCCAAGAUAUCUCAGAGCCCAUCAUCAUGCACCUAUUUACUAA
Messenger RNA from Dictyostelium purpureum, 873 nucleotides. RefSeq lists its product as uncharacterized. NCBI's taxonomy places the organism in Eukaryota, Evosea, Eumycetozoa, Dictyosteliales, Dictyosteliaceae. Gene Ontology annotation, cellular component: endoplasmic reticulum lumen. The record is from RefSeq and is a predicted model, not a curated record. The transcript is spliced from 2 exons. Bases 1 to 873 code for a protein of 290 amino acids. Gene Ontology annotation, biological process: endoplasmic reticulum unfolded protein response; retrograde protein transport, ER to cytosol.